This is a messenger RNA of Pocillopora damicornis (cauliflower coral), 1022 nucleotides long. RefSeq names its product WD repeat domain-containing protein 83. Gene Ontology annotation, cellular component: catalytic step 2 spliceosome. Gene Ontology annotation, molecular function: protein binding. The record is from RefSeq and is a predicted model, not a curated record. NCBI's taxonomy places the organism in Eukaryota, Metazoa, Cnidaria, Anthozoa, Scleractinia, Pocilloporidae. Gene Ontology annotation, biological process: mRNA splicing, via spliceosome.
UGGCGGAUGAGUGAACACUUCAGUAGCGUCAAAUCCGCUGCAAAUAUGACUUAUAAAACCAAGUAAAUGGUAACGAGAUGGAUUUACCUCUUCCAUGCAAAGAAACUAGAAACUUAGUGGGCCACCAGGGAGCCGUACGAGCCGUCAGAUUCAAUUACGACGGUAACUACUGCCUGACAUGUGGCAGCGAUAAACUUUUAAAACUGUGGAACCCUCACAAGGGAGGUCUCCUAAAGACGUACAGUGGACAUGGAUAUGAAGUACUUGAUGCUGUAGGAUCCAGUGAUAAUGGUCGGGUGGCGAGCUGUGGAGCUGAUAAAACUGUUAUACUAUGGGAUGUGGCAACUGGACAAAUUAUACGCCGCUUUAGAGGACACACCAGUAAAGUGAACUGUGUGAAGUUUAACCAACCAGACAGCACAGUAUUAAUAUCUGGCUCAUAUGAUGCCAGUGUACGGUGCUGGGAUUGUAAAUCGCGCAGUCCUGAGCCAAUACAGAUUCUUGAUGAUGCUAAAGACAGUGUGCCUUCCCUAUGUGUGUCUCAACAUGAAAUUCUGUCUGGAUCUGUUGAUGGCAAAGUCCGUAACUAUGAUAUCCGUAUGGGUCAGUUGCGAGUAGAUUGUAUUGGCCAGCCAGUCACCAGUGUGAAUUUUACGAGGGAUGGUCAGUGUGUGCUGGCAUCAACAUUAGAUGACACCAUUCGUCUGAUGGAUAAAGACACUGGGGAGUUACUGAAUGAGUUUACAGGUCAUAUAAACAAAGACUAUAAAGUGGACAGCUGCCUGAGUAGCAGUGAUGCACAAGUUGUUAGUGGCUCAGAGGAUGGCAGGAUUUGUUUUUGGGAUCUGGUUGAAGCCAAGAUAGUACACACCCUGGAUAAAGCCCAUAAAUCUGUUGUUUACUCUUUGUCUUAUCACCCUACAGAAAAUUACCUUCUAUCAGCAUCUUCGGAUGGAAAAGUCAAAGUUUGGCAUGAUUCAAAUUGGACACCAGAGUAAAUAACUUGGCUAUGAGAAACAGGA